This is a messenger RNA of Nyctereutes procyonoides (raccoon dog), 867 nucleotides long. Its product is annotated as collagen alpha-2(I) chain-like. Bases 1 to 600 code for a protein of 199 amino acids. The transcript is spliced from 2 exons. The record is from RefSeq and is a predicted model, not a curated record. Lineage: Eukaryota; Metazoa; Chordata; Mammalia; Carnivora; Canidae.
AUGGCGCGGCCGCACCGCCCCUUCCGGCAGGGACCCGGCCUUCCGGGCGCGGCGGGCCAGGCGGGCUGGCGGCCGGAACCCGGGGCUGCGGGGCCGUGGGAGCCGCGAGCGCCGCGAGCCCGCCCGGCGGAGGCCCGGGGCGUGGAGGGCGGGGCUUCGGGCGCCGGGGCCGGCCCCUGGGGCGCGGGUCGUCGUGGGGCGGCCCGGGCGCCUGCGCACCUCCGCGGCGGGCCGUCGGGCGGGGGCGGGACCCGAGGACGCAGCUUCGGCUGGAGCCCCCCCGGGUCCCGAGGCGGCCGCCGCCCGCGCUGCGCUGCACCUGCCGCCCCCGCCGUCUGGGCCGCGGGAGCCCCAGACAGCCCCCCCCCGGAUGCAGCCCGCCGCCCCGGGAGCAGCGCCCGGCCAGGAUGCCCGUCCCCCGGCCUUCCGGGGCCGGCGUGCGCGCGCGCGGAGCCUCGUACCAUGGCCGCAGGGGGGCUCGAGCUGGCCUGGCCGCCCCUGCGCGUGCAGGAGCCUCGUGGACGGGGGGUGCAGGCGGUGCCGCAGGAGGUGCUGCAGACCUCUUUGCAAGAGGAUUCAUCAGUUGUCUUAAGUGGAUGAAAGAAGACGAACUGCUAUCUGGAAGAAAUUAUUCUCAAUAUCUGAUACAUGAAAGGCCAUUAGCCCUAUUUUCCUAGAUGAAGGCAUGAAAAUCAGUUUCCUCGUAGAUCCUAGAGGACAUAAAAUGAUAGAAGUGCAAAUAGCCAGUGGAUAUGGAAAAGUAUGUUUAGCCUCACGUAAAAUCAACGAAAUACAAAUUAAAACACGUGUUGGCUUUUUGGUUAUUUUUUUCCCAUCCAGUUACUAAAAAAGCCUGACAAAAUCUAG